Molecule: messenger RNA, 1368 nt
Organism: Lepus europaeus (European hare)
Lineage: Eukaryota; Metazoa; Chordata; Mammalia; Lagomorpha; Leporidae
Gene: CHRNA2
Product: cholinergic receptor nicotinic alpha 2 subunit
Exons: 4
Coding region: 190-1368 (392 amino acids)
Biological process (GO): signal transduction; chemical synaptic transmission; regulation of membrane potential
Cellular component (GO): postsynaptic membrane; synapse; neuron projection
Molecular function (GO): acetylcholine-gated monoatomic cation-selective channel activity; transmembrane signaling receptor activity
Source: RefSeq, a predicted model, not a curated record
CGCCUCUUCAAACAUCUCUUUGGGGGCUACAAUCGCUGGGCGCGGCCUGUGCCCAACACGUCGGAUGUGGUGAUCGUGCGCUUCGGGCUGUCCAUCGCUCAGCUCAUCGACGUGGAGUGGAGCGACUACAAGCUGCGCUGGAACCCUGCUGACUUCGGCAACAUCACCUCCCUCCGCGUCCCCUCGGAGAUGAUCUGGAUCCCAGACCUGGUCCUCUACAACAAUGCAGAUGGCGAGUUUGCAGUGACGCACAUGACCAAGGCCCACCUCCUCUUCACGGGCACCGUGCACUGGGUGCCCCCGGCCAUCUACAAGAGCUCCUGCAGCAUCGACGUCACCUUCUUCCCCUUCGACCAGCAAAACUGCAAGAUGAAGUUCGGCUCGUGGACCUAUGACAAGGCCAAGAUUGACCUGGAGCAGAUGGAGCAGAAGGUGGACCUCAAGGACUAUUGGGAGAGCGGCGAGUGGGCCAUCGUGAAUGCCACCAGCACGUACCACAGCAAGAAGUACGACUGCUGCGCCGAGAUCUACCCCGACGUCACCUUCUACUUCGUUAUCCGCCGGCUGCCACUCUUCUACACCAUCAACCUCAUCAUCCCCUGCCUGCUCAUCUCCUGCCUCACCGUGCUGGUCUUCUACCUGCCGUCCGACUGCGGCGAGAAGAUCACACUCUGCAUCUCCGUGCUGCUCUCGCUCACCGUCUUCCUGCUGCUCAUCACUGAGAUUAUCCCGUCCACCUCGCUGGUCAUCCCGCUCAUCGGCGAGUACCUGCUCUUCACCAUGAUCUUCGUCACCCUCUCCAUCGUCAUCACCGUCUUCGUCCUCAACGUGCACCACCGUUCCCCCAGCACCCACAGCAUGCCCCGCUGGGUGCGGGGGAUCCUGCUGGGCUGCGUGCCCCGCUGGCUGCUGAUGAGCCGGCCCCUGCCACCUGCAGAGCCCCACAAACCUCUAGGCCUAAAGCUCAGCCCCUCUUACCACUGGCUGGAGACCAACAUGGACACCGAGGAGAAGGAGGAGGAGGCGGAGGCCGAGGAGGACCGAUGGGCGUGUGCUAGCCGUCCAGCCCCGACACCGGGAGCCCUCUAUGGCUGUGGGGGCUUGCACCCCAGCACCUCGGGGCCCAAGGCCCAGCCUCUCCCCCAGGAGAGUGGACUCCUGCUGUCCCCUAGCAUGCAGAAGGCCUUGGAAGGCGUGCACUAUAUUGCUGAUCACCUGCGCUCUGAGGAUGCUGACUCUUCGGUGAAGGAAGACUGGAAGUAUGUCGCCAUGGUCAUCGACAGGAUAUUCCUCUGGCUGUUUAUUAUCGUCUGCUUCCUGGGCACCGUUGGACUUUUUCUUCCCCCGUUCCUGGCUGGCAUGAUCUGA